Messenger RNA from Sarcophilus harrisii (Tasmanian devil), 2123 nucleotides. RefSeq names its product rap1 GTPase-GDP dissociation stimulator 1-like. Gene Ontology annotation, biological process: positive regulation of GTPase activity. Gene Ontology annotation, molecular function: guanyl-nucleotide exchange factor activity; protein binding. The record is from RefSeq and is a predicted model, not a curated record. Bases 220 to 1929 code for a protein of 569 amino acids. Lineage: Eukaryota; Metazoa; Chordata; Mammalia; Dasyuromorphia; Dasyuridae. The transcript has 16 exons. Gene Ontology annotation, cellular component: cytosol.
UUCACAUUUAUUAUCAAAUAUGACCCUUACAGCAACACCUUAAUGUAGAUUCUCUUCUGGCCCAAGGAGAAAAUGGUGUUUCCAUUUCUGCCAAUGACAUCUGAACAGGAAGAAUAUAAGCCGCAAUAGAAGGAUUAACUUGGUAGCUCCAGGGGACGGAACCUCACGUUUAGAGCUCGGCUACUCUGUGCUAUCUCAUUUUUUAGAUCAUCAGCUGCGAUGGAUUCUCUUAGCCAACACCUGGAGGGUCUCAAACUCUUUGGAAACAAAGAUCAAGUUGAAGUUGAAGAGGAAAUCCUGGAGAGCCUAAACAUGGUGCUGCAAGCUGUGACUGGAGACCAACAACUCUCAGGGAACCUUCUCCAAGCCAGUGGGAUUUUCACGACAUUGGGUCAGAUUCUGACAAGUCAUCCACGAUGCGCAGUUCCUGCUGCACAAGUCCUGGCAGAACUGGCUAAGAAUGAGGAGUUAAAACAGCCCUGCAUUGAUGCUGGCCUGGUAUCUGCUCUGCUGCCUCAUCUGGAAAGCUCUGACCAAGAUCUGCUGCUCCACUCUGGGAGGGCCAUUGGGCGCAUCUGUUAUGGAAACAAGGAACUUCAGGAGGAAUUAGUCAAGGCUGGAGUGAUCUCCUUGCUGGUCAAGAUCCUAUGUGAUUUUCCAGAAAGUGAACCACUUGUGAGAGUGGAUCUGUUGGCCCUGUGUAAUUUGGCAGAGUUGGACACAGCUAAGGAAGCCCUCAGCAAGACCAAUGUGGCAGAGGAGCUGGUAAGGCAAUUAAGGAGGGCUGAGAAUCAGGAGAGAUUGGAGAUAGUCACUGAGAUCCUACAGCUUUUGGCAGAGAAUGAUUCCCUGAAAGUGCAGCUGGUAGAUGCAGAUGUUCAAAGUGCCCUCGUGGAGAUCCUGCAGAGGGUCCAGGACAGCCCAGAGGUUGAGGCUGCAGGCAUCACAAAGAGCAUCUCAGACCUUGUCAUCUCUCUACUCCUAGGAGAUGAGUCUAUGCAGAAACUGUUUGCUAAUGGAACCGGCCUCAUCUACCAGAGGAUCAGCAGCUGGCUUUUGUCCUCCAAUAUCCAGCUGCAGCUGACUGGCGCCCUAGCAGUCGCCAACUUUGCCAGAAAUGACAGCAACUGUGUGAAGAUGGUACAACUGGGUGUUGUACAUCAGCUCCUCGAUGUCCUGGAAAGGCACGUGGACAAUGGUGAUGUGACAGUACAGCAUGCAGCCCUGAGUGCCCUCCGUAACCUCGCCAUCCCUGUGAUCAACAAAGUGCAGAUGCUGGAAGAAGGUGUGGCCAAACGUAUCCAGAUGUUGCUGAGGUCUGAGAUGCCUCCAGUGCAGUUUAAACUCCUAGGAACACUCCGAAUGUUGAUUGAUGGCCAAGUGAAAGCCGCAGAAAGUCUUGGGCAGGACCCAGCUCUGUUGAACCGGCUAGUGCAGUGGUGUGAAGCCAAGGAAAAUGCAGGUGUCCAAGGAGAAGCCAAUCGCCUCCUAGCUUCACUGCUGAGACACAGCAAGUCCCAGGAAGUGGUUAGGGCCAUCCAGGAAGCCCAGGGAAUGAAGCACCUCGUUUCCAUGACAACCAGUGAGCACGCCAUCAUGCAGAAUGAAGCUCUGAUAGCACUGGCCAUUGCUUCAGCAAUUAAUUUAGAAAUCAUCAAAGAUGCAUUUAAAGAGUCCAAAUUGAUUCCAAAUUUACAGAAGCUUCUUGAAGAUGAUAUGACAAGCCCAGAGGUGAAGUACAAGUCCCUGGGCCUCUUAUGCAGCCUCCUGAGUUCAGGUGAUUUGAGAAAGCAAAUGGAGGAAGCCAAAGUCCAAGACACACUGGAGAGCCUCUGCAACCACAGCAACACCAACGUGGUCAAACAGGCCGUCACCGCAAUCCAGAUCCUGAAAAGAAACGCCCAGGACUCAGGUCUCUUUUUCCCCUAGGUGCUGGUGUUCCUGUUUCACCAAGACCAGCCUUCCUUGGGAGGUUGCUGUUUGCAAUAUAUAUUACACCUAUUCUUCUUGCCAUCUCUUCCCCACACUUGAGGGGGUAAUCCAGAGUAUCCCCAUCCCUGGAUGCCAAGCACAGCACACUCACAUUCUAAAUGGUAGUAGUACCCAGCAACAUUGUGGUCUUC